UUCUCACUCGUGCGUGGUGACCAUGGAGACGUCCCGGAGUUUUUUUUUAGGAGAAUGUCAUUUCCAAACUCAGUGUGCAGCGAAGGAUGCUUUUUCAAUUAACGCACUGAGGAGAUUGGACACAGAUGGAUUGUGUUAAUACGCUCCGCGAUGAACUAAUGGGAGUGUUGACUACCAACUGAGAAGACGCAGAAGUUGUCUUAAUUCUCUGCUUUGGAGACAGUUCGGACACUUAAGCGACUAAAACAAUCAGAAAGGACGGAACGCAGAAAUCAAUUAGAAAACCAUGCACUGUUCAUAUCCAUGGAGAGAUGGCAUGCGUGCUCCUCUUCAAUCGACUUCAUCCCUUCUCACACCGGCUCACGAGAACAUCCAUUUGCUUAUUAUCGCUUUUUCUCUCUUAUCUGUGCUACUGUGCACUGUUCCCUGCCGAUACCAUCAUGCACAAGUCAGGUGAUCCGACACCCAGCUGUCAGCGCGUCCUGGCCGAUGGAGCCAAAAGGCGCAUUCAGAAAACACCUUCAUGCGUUUUGCCUUUGGAUGCGAGACCGAUCAACGUCGAGAUUUCUCGGCUGAAAUCCGACCAAAGACCUCCGUCAAUUCUCCACAUCGACACCCCCAGUCCUCCCAUGGGUAACUUAAAGUUUGGGAAUAAAAAGUUACCAAACGCUAUUAUUGUUGGUGUGAAAAAGGGAGGCACCAGAGCUGUCCUGGAGUUCAUAAGGAUUCAUCCGGACGUGCGAGCAGCUGGCACCGAGACACACUUCUUCGACCGGAACUAUGACAGAGGUCUGGAGUGGUACAGAGGUUUAAUGCCAAGGACUCUUGAAAGCCAAAUCACAAUGGAGAAGACACCGAGCUACUUUGUGACAAAGGAGACGCCGCACCGGAUCUCCGCCAUGUCCCGGGACACCAAGCUCAUCGUGGUGGUGCGGGACCCCGUCACCCGUGCAAUAUCAGACUACACUCAGACUUUGACCAAAUCUCCCGACCUGCCGAGCUUCCAGGACCUGGCCUUCAGGAACCAGAGCCUGGGCAUUGUGGACACAUCGUGGAACGCCAUUCGCAUCGGCCUGUACGCUCUGCACCUCGAAAACUGGCUCCGCUACUUCCCUCUGGCUCAGAUCCACUUUGUGAGUGGGGAGCGUCUUAUCACAGACCCUGCAGGGGAGUUGGCACGAGUGCAAGACUUCCUUGGGUUAAAGCGCAUUGUCACAGACAAACACUUCUACUUCAACCGCACCAAGGGCUUCCCCUGCCUGAAGAAGCCGGAGAGCAGCGGCUCGCCUCGCUGCCUGGGCAAGUCCAAGGGCAGGACUCAUGUGCAGAUAGACAGAGAUGCUAUUGAGCAGCUGCGGGACUUCUAUAGACCUUACAACAUUAAGUUUUAUGAAAUGGUGGGUCAUGACUUCAAGUGGGAGUAGAGGUUGGAGUGAUAUUUUUAAAUGGAAGGAGAAAGAUUUAUGUAUUUCACAAAUUCAAAAAUAGGAUGCCUGCAUUGAUAUUACAUGGCUAAGGCGAAUAGAGAAAUAUCAGCACUCUCCUGAAAUGUUAAGAGUGAAACUGAAAAGCAGUACUAUUUUUCAAAGUGAGACGUAAUAAAUAUAGGAAUAUCUACGACGACAUUGCUUUUGCACUUGUGAUGAUCAGUUACCAGCCAGCGUCAACAUCCUCCCAAAUAUAGCCCUCAUUUCAGCUUCAGGAUCACAGCAUUUCUUUUCCUGCAUUAUUGCUGACUAGAUCCCCCAUUUGCUGACUGGUUUAUAAAAAAAAGGACAUUCCAGGGAAUGGGAUUAGUUCUUCUUAAAACCUGCUUCACUAAUCAAGGCAGGGCUUGAAAGCAAGACCUUGGGAAAUGUCAGCAAAGUCUUCAGGGAGAGGAGAAAUAAGCUGCAGCACUGUGGUGGUAAAUCUGAAAUGUAAAGCCAUAACGCAAGUGGGAGUCAUCUAAUAUCACUUACUGUUGGUCUCAUCAGUUUCUAUACAGAGGGGAAGGGUUUCUGUCUCCUUAUUUCCAGCAUGAAUCCUGUAAGUUAGUACAUGCAGCGCUUCACUUUGUUCUCUGUGCUUUAUUUGCCAAAUCCAUGUUUAUAUUUUUGUUACCAAAGUACUUAAUCACAUGCCUUAGCCACAAUGCUUGUCCAUGAACCUAAUUAAAAGAAACAGA
Molecule: messenger RNA, 2167 nt
Organism: Notothenia coriiceps (black rockcod)
Lineage: Eukaryota; Metazoa; Chordata; Actinopteri; Perciformes; Nototheniidae
Gene: hs3st2
Product: heparan sulfate (glucosamine) 3-O-sulfotransferase 2
Exons: 2
Coding region: 312-1424 (370 amino acids)
Molecular function (GO): [heparan sulfate]-glucosamine 3-sulfotransferase activity
Source: RefSeq, a predicted model, not a curated record